GCGAGUCAAACGACGACACUCGGCUCCCAUUGACAGCAACGCUAAAACAGACAGCUGCAGUCGUCCCCGGAGCGGACAAACAUGCCACGAGAGAUCAUAACACUGCAACUUGGACAAUGCGGAAAUCAAAUUGGAUUUGAGUUCUGGAAGCAACUGUGUGCUGAACAUGGAAUCAGUCCGGAGGGCAUCGUGGAGGAAUUUGCCACAGAGGGCACGGAUCGAAAAGAUGUGUUCUUCUAUCAGGCUGAUGACGAGCACUACAUCCCCCGUGCCGUGCUGCUGGAUCUGGAGCCUCGAGUCAUCCACUCCAUCCUGAACUCGCCCUACGCCAACCUCUACAACCCCGAGAACAUCUACCUGUCAGAGCACGGGGGCGGUGCAGGGAACAACUGGGCCAGCGGAUUCUCUCAGGGAGACAAAAUCCACGAGGACGUCUUUGACAUCAUUGACAGAGAGGCGGAUGGCAGCGACAGCUUGGAGGGUUUUGUGCUGUGCCACUCCAUUGCUGGAGGAACUGGUUCUGGACUUGGCUCCUACUUGUUGGAACGUCUCAAUGACAGGUACCCUAAGAAGCUGGUGCAGACCUACUCUGUCUUCCCAAACCAGGACGAGAUGAGUGAUGUGGUGGUGCAGCCUUACAACUCACUGCUCACUCUCAAGAGGUUGACACAGAACGCCGACUGUGUGGUGGUCUUAGAUAACACAGCACUGAACAGGAUUGCCACAGAUCGACUGCACAUCCAGAAUCCCUCCUUCUCACAGAUCAACCAGCUGGUCUCCACAAUCAUGUCUGCCAGUACAACAACUCUGCGUUACCCGGGAUACAUGAACAACGACCUCAUUGGUCUGAUCGCCUCUCUCAUCCCGACGCCCCGCCUCCACUUCCUCAUGACUGGCUACACUCCGCUCACCACAGACCAAUCGGUGACCAGUGUGCGUAAGACCACGGUGCUGGACGUGAUGAGGAGGCUGCUGCAGCCCAAGAACGUGAUGGUGUCCACAGGCAGAGACCGCCAGACCAACCACUGCUACAUCGCCAUCCUCAACAUCAUACAGGGGGAGGUCGACCCCACACAGGUCCAUAAGAGCUUGCAGAGGAUCAGGGAGAGGAAGCUGGCCAACUUCAUCCCGUGGGGGCCGGCCAGUAUCCAGGUGGCCCUGUCACGCCGCUCCCCCUACCUGCCCUCCGCACAUCGCGUCAGCGGACUCAUGAUGGCCAAUCACACCAGCAUCUCAUCGCUAUUUGAGCGCACGUGCCGGCAGUAUGACAAGCUGCGUAAGCGCGAGGCCUUCCUGGAGCAGUUCCGCAAGGAGGAGAUCUUCAAGGACAACUUCGACGAGCUGGACAACUCCCGCGAGGUGGUGCAGCAGCUCAUUGAGGAGUACAGCGCCGCCACCAGGCCCGACUACAUCUCCUGGGGCUCACAGGAGCAGUGAACCAACAACGUAGCCUACACACAUGAACACACAGAAGCUUGGCCAUAUGGAGGCCCACACACACACACACACACACACACACACACACACACACACACACACACACACACACACACACACACACACACACACACACACACACACACACACAUGAAAGCACCCAAACCGGGGCCCUGUCAAAGCACAUACACAUACACAUACAUGGACAUACAGUCACAGGGGCUGUGUGUCAUCCAGUGGGCCUAUAGACGAAUGGAAUCUUGUGAAGAGGAGUCUACACAGAUAUAUACACACAUGUACACAAUCUUUCAUGACAAUGUCCUGAAGCCUUCAAUGUCCCUAAACGACACUCAACGAGUGGAUGUGUGUGCGCAACUGUUUCUUGAAGCUCCCCCAGUGUCCUGAAAGGAAAAGUCCCAGCCAAGCCCUCUGGCAAAGUAGAGUAGCAAAGGUUGGAGAGGCAUUAAUCCAAGAACAGCCAUCCUGUCCCUGUCCUCUUCUCCUCAGAGCUCUCUCUCUCUCUCUCCUUCUUUCUCACUCUCUUUCAUGUGUGCCUCGAAAUGCUCUGCUGUUGUAGUGAAGUGCUUUGUUCAAUCUGCCCAUCUCCCCCCCCCCUCCCCUCUCUCUCUCUCUCUCUCUCUCUCUCUCUCUCUCUCUCUCUCUCUCUCUACCGUACAAUCACUGCUACCUCUCUUCUUGCUUCACCUGUCUGACUUGAUCAAAAUGCCAUUGCUGUUCCAUAGCACUUAAUAGAUGUAGAUGGACCUUCUCAAUAACAUGUAGAUUCAGAAACAGCCAGCCGGCCAGCUGCACUUCAGACGGCCCAGUUCCCCCGUAGAGCCACUGAGCAAAGCUAGCUGACUUGAUGCAGACAAAGUAAAUGGAAGGCGAUUGAUUUCCUGCCUGGAAGAUGAUGUCCUGUCGUUAUGAUGCGUUAUAACCUCUUGAGAGAUUACUCCCACGGAUUAAAAAGGAUAAUCUCCAGAUCAUCCCGUUAGCAUUCACAGAAGUAGAAUCAUCAUCAUCUCUCUCUCUCUCUUCCUUCCUUCCUUCCUUCCUUCCUUUGUUUCUUGGAACACCCCUCCUUCUCCCCUUCUCUUUCUCUGUCUCACAGACAACAUCCCCUCCUCUCUCUCUCUCUCUCUCUCUCUCUCUCUCUCUCUCUCUCUCUUUCUUUCUUUCUUUCUUUCUUUCUUUCUUUCUUUCUUUCUUUCUCUC
Engraulis encrasicolus (European anchovy) is the source of this 2655-nucleotide messenger RNA. RefSeq names its product tubulin, gamma 1 (gene tubg1). Gene Ontology annotation, cellular component: gamma-tubulin complex; cytoplasm; centrosome. Gene Ontology annotation, molecular function: GTP binding; structural constituent of cytoskeleton. NCBI's taxonomy places the organism in Eukaryota, Metazoa, Chordata, Actinopteri, Clupeiformes, Engraulidae. Gene Ontology annotation, biological process: cytoplasmic microtubule organization; mitotic cell cycle; mitotic sister chromatid segregation. The record is from RefSeq and is a predicted model, not a curated record. The coding region runs from base 82 to 1437 and encodes 451 amino acids. The transcript is spliced from 11 exons.